Molecule: messenger RNA, 6227 nt
Organism: Cercocebus atys (sooty mangabey)
Lineage: Eukaryota; Metazoa; Chordata; Mammalia; Primates; Cercopithecidae
Gene: SORCS2
Product: sortilin-related VPS10 domain containing receptor 2
Exons: 28
Coding region: 3077-6124 (1015 amino acids)
Cellular component (GO): membrane
Molecular function (GO): protein binding
Source: RefSeq, a predicted model, not a curated record
AAAAAAAGAAAUACCCGAGACUGGGUAAUUUAUAAAGAAAAGAUGUUUGAUUGGCUCAUGGUACCACAGGCUGUGUAGGAAGCAUCGUGGCAUCUGCUUUAGGGGAGGCCUCAAGGAACUUUUAUUCAUGGUGGGAAGCCUGCAGGUGUCUUACCUGGCAAGGAGAGAGAGAGAGAGAGAAAGGAGGGAGGGAGAGAGAGAAAAAGAGAGAGAGGGAGAGAAAGAGAAAGAGGGAGAAAAAGGAGGUGCUACACACUUUUAAACAACAGAUCUUGUGAGAACUCACUUCCUGUACAGUGCAAAGGAGGGUGGUACUAAACCAUUCAUGAGAACUCCAUCCCCGUGACCUCCCCCCAGGCCCCACCACCAACACUGGAGAUUACAGUGAGGCUUGGGUGAGGACAGAGUCAAACUGUAACAAGGAGCAGCAGGUGUGGCACUCAGGAGGGAUCGGGGCUCCUGUGGACCUCCCACUCCCUCUGCUCCUUCCCAUUCCAGGACGGUCCUGGGGCUUGGUCCUCCCUCAUGAGCUCACUGGGGGCUGAAUGGGCCUGGAGGACCCCAAACUUCAUUAAUUAUGAGUUGUUUUUGCCAAGGACAUUUCAUCUAUGACAUCUUUGCUUUGGUGUAAACAGACCAGUCUUCCUUCUACCUCAUGGGGAGUGAUGUAUGCAAUGUAUGUUCCAUAAAAUGCUUCAAAGGGAGAAAGAAAGAGAAUAUGAUCCAAUUAUACAAAAUAUGUUGGCAGACUCCUAUUGAUCCUUCAAAACCCUAAUGCAGUAUUGCCUCCUCCAUGUAGACUUUCCUGAUUACCCUGACAGCGUUACAGGGUUACUCACAUCUUCCCCUACCCGUGCUGUGCUGCACGCACAUUUCUGCUUCAGGGGAGGCCUCAGGGAGCUUUUAUUUAUGGCAGGAACUGUGGGCACUGUGAUGGUGGCUAUAGUCGUGGCUCCUGGAUGCCCGCAUCCAGCCCACUGGACCGUGAACUGUGAGUGGAGGGACCAAGGCCUCUUCAUCUUUGUGUGCUGUACCCAGCCCUGCUCUUGGCUCAGAGCAGACCUGAAUCAUUCUCUGUUGAAUGCAAAGGAGCACUGAGAACAGCAUUUUGCCAAAUCUUAAGCAUGACAGAAACGUUUACUGCAUCAUCUCAUUGAACUCUUCCUCUGGCUUCCCCUCUCUCAGUUGUUCUGAACCAGCAUGGCACGGCCAACGCUUGGUGAUGGCUGCAGACCUGGGAAGGGGCUGGGACCGGGGCUCACCCCUGCUCACUCUGUGGCUCAGGCCCAGCUGGGGGUUGAGGGUGAUCUCACUUGAGCUCCCCGUGUGGUUGCUGCUAGACUGGGCUGGAGUGGUACCUGGGGGCUGCAUGGAUGUCUCUAUCCACAUCCUGUGAGCUGGCCCACCAGGCUGCACACAGACAUCUGUCUCUCUCCUCUUGUGCUCUCGGGGCCCCCGUGGGUGUUCUCUGCUAUGGACCAGUUGGGGCUUCCUUCCAGCGUGGUGCCCGUACAGCAGUGGAACUGCUGCCAUGAGGCCUGGGCUGCAGCGAGGGGGUUCCUGCAGAGAAGGCAGAGGCUGUGUGCCCUUUUGGGUCCCAGCCUUGGAAUCCACAGAGUAUCACUUCCACAGUCAACCUGUCGGAAGACCGCCUGGGUUCAAGGGGAGGGAACAAAGGCCCUGUCUCUCACUGAGAGCAAAGUCAAAGCACUUGGGGCUGUGUUUGAACUCUGCCACCAUGACAAAAACAUGGCUCUGGAGGGCCUGGACCCCCAAACCAGCCUCCAUAGCCUGAUUCUCCAGUGAUGGCUUUGAUUCUCCAGUGAUGGCUUUGAUUCUCCAGUGAUGGCUUUCCUUGCUGCUGGGAGGGCUGGAAGCUGCAGUGCCACCACUGAGGGAGUGUCUAUGGUGGCAGGCACCAGGCAUGCAUUACCUUUUCUGCUCCCAGACCUGGGAGGUGGCCUCACUGAGCCCCUUUGGGACUGAGGCUUGGAGAAGUAUGUGGCCAGCCUGAGGUCACAGAGCCCAAGGAGCAGAGUCUGGAUUAGAACCUGCGCCUGUCUGGCCCCAAGCCUGGCCUUGCUGGCCCUCCACGUGUCCUUCCAGGGCAGGAGCUGACGGAGCCCUGUUGAGCUGCAGCACGCACCCAUAGCUCAUGGUCAGUGCCGUUCUGUUUGCUCCAGGUUUAAGUCCAGACGUCUGUGACAGCCAGGCAAGUGGGGGUGGGUGAAUGUAUGAGGAGACUCAUCCCAAACAGGCGGAGGGCAGAGGGGCUGUUUCUUCCAGGCACACUGACACAAGCCAUGCGAGACAAAGAAAAGCCCGGCCCCUUCCCCCGAGGCCACUAAUCCAGACUGCCAUCUGUCCCCAGCUUUCACAGGCCACCUCCCUCAGAGUCACCACUGAGGUUAAGAUGCAGCGGCCCUGCGGCAGCUCAGUGUGGAGCUGUCACUGUGCCAGAGCUCACGGGCAGGCCCUGCUCCGUCGAUGGGGGAUGGAGGGCGGGGGCACACCUGCUCCCCAGGCCACAUCUUCAAGCACAGCCAGGAAGUACCAGGGCGUGGCCUGUUUCUGUUUUCGUUUUCUCCCUUCUGGGUCUCCUCGUCUCCAGGAUCACACGCACGAAUUGAAUGGUGCCUGGCUAGCGAGUGAGUUCCUCGAUGCAUCCCGUGCAGCUGAAAGGCAGUGGGGCCAUCCCUGAUGGUGCCACCAGCAGGUCACAGCACCCCUCGCAUUUCAUCCACACCACCGCACCUGCUCUUGUGCACUCGUGCCAUGUUCAUGUGCAUGCUCACACACACGCGGGAGGCCCUGCGGGGCAGGACGGAACAUCAGCUUGAGCAAUUCUGGGAUGGAACCCAGAGGCCGGCGGUGCUUCAGGCCUCUCGAGAGCUAGCCAGGAUUGGCUCCAGCCUGGCUCCACACCCGCCUUGCAGCCUGAGGGCCUCCCCGAGGUCUGUGUGUCCCCCGCGUCUGUGCUCGUCACCGCUGAGCCUGGGUUCUCCGUGCUCUGGCUCUGAUCCUCUCUGCGUUAACUGAGGUGAUCCUGAUCCUGACGAAGUACUACCACGCAGACAUGGGGAAGGUUCUGGAAAGUUCGCUGUGGCGGUCGUCGGAUUUCGGGACGUCCUACACCAAGCUCACCCUCCAGCCUGGCGUCACCACCGUCAUCGACAACUUCUACAUCUGCCCGACCAACAAGAGGAAGGUCAUCCUUGUCAGCUCCUCACUCAGUGACCGGGACCAGAGCCUAUUCCUCAGUGUGGACGAAGGCGCCACCUUUCAGAAGCAGCCCAUUCCCUUCUUCGUGGAUACUCUGAUUUUCCACCCUAAGGAGGAGGACAAGGUGCUCGCCUACACAAAGGAGAGCAAGCUCUACGUGUCAUCUGACUUGGGGAAAAAGUGGACACUUCUGCAAGAGCGAGUGACCAAAGACCACGUGUUCUGGGCUGUGUCUGGGGUGGACGCUGACCCUGACUUGGUCCACAUGGAAGCCCAGGACCUCGGUGGAGGUUUUCGGUACGUCACCUGCCCGAUCCACAACUGCUCCGAGAAGCUGCUGGCAGCCCCGUUCGCAGGCCCCAUUGACCACGGGUCUCUGACCGUGCAGGACGAUUACAUCUUCUUUAAGGUAACAUCAGCAAACCGGACAAAAUACUAUGUCUCUUAUCGCCGCAAUGAAUUUGUCCUGAUGAAGCUGCCAAAGUAUGCAUUGCCAAAGGAUCUGCAGAUCAUCAGCACGGACGAGAGUCAGGUGUUCGUGGCGGUGCAGGAGUGGUACCAGAUGGACACCUACAACCUGUACCAGUCGGACCCGCGCGGCGUGCGCUACGCGCUGGUCCUGCAGGACGUGCGCAGUUCACGGCAGGCGGAGGAGAGCGUGCUCAUCGACAUCCUGGAGGUCAGAGGGGUGAAAGGAGUCUUCCUGGCAAACCAAAAAAUUGAUGGGAAAGUGAUGACACUUAUAACCUACAACAAGGGCCGUGACUGGGAUUACCUGAGGCCACCCAGCAUGGACAUGAAUGGAAAACCAACCAACUGCAAGCCUCCAGACUGCCACCUGCACCUGCACCUGCGCUGGGCAGACAACCCCUAUGUAUCAGGCACCGUGCACACCAAGGACACCGCCCCAGGCCUCAUCAUGGGGGCAGGUAACCUGGGCUCGCAGCUGGUGGAAUAUAAAGAAGAAAUGUACAUCACGUCAGACUGCGGUCACACCUGGCGGCAGGUGUUUGAGGAAGAGCAUCACAUCCUGUACCUGGACCACGGCGGCGUGAUCGUGGCCAUCAAAGACACCUCCAUCCCCUUGAAGAUCCUCAAGUUCAGUGUGGACGAGGGCCUCACCUGGAGCACGCACAACUUCACCAGCACCUCGGUGUUUGUGGACGGACUGCUAAGCGAGCCGGGGGACGAGACGCUGGUCAUGACGGUCUUUGGCCACAUCAGCUUCCGCUCCGACUGGGAGCUAGUCAAGGUGGACUUCCGGCCCUCAUUCUCCAGGCAGUGUGGCGAGGAAGACUACAGCUCCUGGGACCUCUCCAACCUGCAGGGCGACCGCUGCAUCAUGGGCCAGCAGAGAAGUUUCCGGAAGAGAAAGUCCACAUCCUGGUGCAUCAAGGGGAGGAGCUUCACCUCGGCGCUCACGUCCCGCGUGUGCGAGUGCCGGGACUCGGACUUCCUGUGCGACUACGGAUUUGAGCGCUCCCCCUCCUCAGAGUCCAACACCAACAAGUGCUCUGCCAACUUCUGGUUUAAUCCAUUGUCCCCGCCUGACGACUGUGCCCUGGGCCAGACCUACACCAGCAGCCUUGGGUACCGGAAAGUGGUGUCCAACGUGUGUGAGGGUGGGGUGGACCUGCAGCAGAGUCCGGCGCAGCUGCAGUGCCCCCUCACGCCGCCCCGGGGCCUGCAGGUCAGCAUCCAAGGCGAGGCGGUGGCCGUGCGGCCUGGAGAGGACGUGCUGUUUGUGGUGCGGCAGGAGCAGGGCGACGUCCUGACCACCAAGUACCAGGUGGACCUUGGGGAUGGCUUCAAGGCCAUGUACGUGAACCUUACACUGACCGGGGAGCCCAUCCGGCACCGCUAUGAGAGCCCCGGCAUCUACCGCGUGUCCGUCAGGGCAGAGAACACGGCGGGCCACGAUGAGGCAGUGCUCUUCGUCCAGGUCAACUCCCCCCUGCAGGCCCUCUACCUGGAGGUGGUUCCUGUCAUUGGCAUCAACCAGGAGGUGAACCUCACAGCUGUGCUGCUUCCCUUGAAUCCCAACCUCACCGUCUUCUACUGGUGGAUCGGCCAUAACCUGCAGCCCCUCCUUUCCCUGGAUAAUUCCGUGACAACGCGGUUUUCGGACACGGGCGACGUGCGUGUGACGGUGCAGGCCGCCUGUGGGAACUCGGUGUUGCAGGACUCCAGGGUCCUCCGUGUGCUGGAUCAAUUUCAGGUCGUGCCUCUGCAGUUUUCCAAGGAGCUGGAUGCCUACAACCCGAACACACCUGAGUGGAGGGAAGACGUGGGCCUGGUGGUCACCCGGCUGCUCUCCAAGGAGACCAGCGUCCCUCAGGAGCUGCUGGUGACCGUGCUGAAGCCGGGGCUGCCCACUUUGGCCGACCUUUACGUGCUCCUGCCCCCUCCCAGGCCCACGAGGAAGAGGAGCCUCUCAAGUGAUAAGAGGCUUGCCGCCAUCCAGCAGGUGCUGAAUGCACAGAAGAUCAGCUUCCUCCUGCGAGGCGGAGUCCGGGUCCUGGUGGCCCUGAGGGACACAGGCACAGGUGCUGAGCAGCUGGGCGGCGGCGGUGGCUACUGGGCGGUAGUGGUGCUGUUUGUCAUCGGGCUCUUCGCGGCAGGAGCGUUCAUCCUCUACAAGUUCAAAAGCAGGAAACGGCCGGGCAGGACCGUGUACGCCCAAAUGCACAACGAGAAAGAGCAGGAGAUGACCAGCCCCGUGAGCCACAGUGAGGACGUCCAGGGCACUGCCCCGGGUGAGGAGUUUAUAGAUGAUGAUCUCGACUCACAGACUCUAGCGCCCACUGCCAGGAGGGGGCGGAGCCUCAGCCCUUCUCGCACCCCCUUGCUGCCGAUGCCGGGGGCAACCCCCACGCAGGCAACCACUCGGGCGUGGUCCUGAGCAUCAACUCCCGAGAGAUGCACAGCUACCUGGUGAGCUGAUGCCGCCCCAGCAUCCGUCGUUUCACCCACGGAGGGCACGGAACCACCAGUGAAGCCGGCGG